Messenger RNA from Crotalus tigris (Tiger rattlesnake), 7747 nucleotides. It is a transcript of the gene CDH4, whose product is annotated as cadherin 4. The record is from RefSeq and is a predicted model, not a curated record. Gene Ontology annotation, cellular component: adherens junction; plasma membrane; catenin complex. Gene Ontology annotation, biological process: cell-cell junction assembly; adherens junction organization; homophilic cell-cell adhesion. The coding region runs from base 1181 to 3799 and encodes 872 amino acids. The transcript is spliced from 16 exons. Gene Ontology annotation, molecular function: calcium ion binding; cadherin binding. Lineage: Eukaryota; Metazoa; Chordata; Lepidosauria; Squamata; Viperidae.
UGACUGGCCAAAGUCACCUGCACUUUCACCACUACACUCUACUAAUCCUAGGCCAGGGGUAGGCAACCUCGGCUCUUUUAUGACUCAUGGACUUCCAACUCCCAGAAUUCCUGAGUCAUAAAAGAGCCGAGGUUGCCUACCCCUGGCCUAGGCAGUCUUCUUUGCAACAAUACCAUAACAAAACAGAAGUGGUUUGUCUGAAUGUUUUUUUCUUUGCUCGUACAUCCGAGGCUAGCAGGGUCCACUACACAGCCGGGCUACCCCAUUUCCCGCGCCUUUACUUGAAAGCAAAUCCUACGGCGGUUCAAAGGCGUCUUUCUGAAAACCGUCAGCUCUUGGCAAACGAGUACGAGUAGCCCAUCCACCAAUUUAUGCGCCCUCUCCGGAAGACCGGAUUCACACGAAUUCCAGUUCCACGGGCAGGAAAAUUGCGGUGUGUAUGUGUGUUGGGGGGGGGGGAGAAACACUUUCCUUCGCUUGCUAGUCCGGGCACCUGGUGGGUGAUUCCAAUUCCCUUGCCUCGAAUGUCAGCGACGUGGCGGAGGGUCCCAUCACGGCGUUACCUAGUUGGCGGAGUCAAACAUCAUCUGCAAGCUCCCGCCGGCACGAACAACUCCACGGAGCGAAGUGGUGUCCUAAGUCCACCGGAGAGGAGCUGAGCAAAGGAGUUUUGCCUGGAUCUCUGAACCCAGGCGAGGCUUCCCCACUCGGGAGCAGCGGCCGCGCGGGAGUUGACUUGCCGGAGCUUCUGGCCCCGAGGACGGCAGGGUCUCUCCCAGCCUGCCGCUCUCCUGCGCUUGCCAGUCCCGGCCGCGGUCCCUUUAAGGCCUCCCGCCCGCCUGCCUUUCCGCGCCGUAUGGGCGGGGCUUGGGAGGCGGGGCUUCGCUGGAGCAGCACCGAGAGCGCUUCACCUGCAGUUCAAAGCGGCUGCGAGGAAUUACGGGAGGGGAAAGAGGCAGCCGGCGAAGCUCGGCAGCGGCGAAACAGAAGCAAGAAGCAGCAGCAGCAGCAGCGACGAGCACAGAGUUCCCGCUUUCGAAGGCAGUCGGCGAAGCGAGCGGCCGGGCGGGCGCGGAUCCUCGGCUGGCGGCGCGAGGGCUUGCCCAGCCCGGGCUGAGUUCGCGGGGAGGCGUCGGCGGCGUUGGAGACCAGCCCGAGCCCGGCACGGAGACCGGCGGAGAUGCCCACCGCUUGGGGGAUGCUACUUCUCUUGCUCUUCUGCAGCUGGGGCUCGGCGAAGGCACACAAUGGGGAUCUUACCGUCAGGCCCACUUGCAAACCAGGAUUCUCAGAAGAUGACUACACAGCCUUGGUUUCUCCAAAUCUCACGGAAAGACAGCAGUUCCUCAAAGUGAAAGUUAGCGGCUGCUCGGAGAGCAAGGGAACGCCGUACGAAAGUGACAGCUUGGACUUCAAGGUGAGGAAUGACGGGACUAUAUACACCACCAAACAGAAAGGAAAGAAGAACACGACAGCACACCUUCAAGAACCUGGCAAUAUUUUGCUCCAGUGGCGUCAUCACCAGAAUUCUUAUGGACUCAGGCGUCAAAAGCGAGAUUGGGUCAUCCCGCCAAUCAACGUACCAGAAAAUUCGAGAGGACCCUUCCCACAGCAGCUUGUUAGGAUUCGUUCAGAUAAAGACAGUGAGAUCCAUAUAAGAUACAGCAUCACAGGGGUGGGAGCUGACCAGCCACCUAUGGAAGUCUUCAACAUUGACCCUGUGUCAGGGAGAAUGUACGUGACCCGUCCAAUGGACAGAGAAGAAAGAGCAUCCUACCAUCUCAGAGCACAUGCCGUAGAUAUGAAUGGAAACAAAGUGGAGAAUCCAAUUGAUCUAUACAUUUAUGUGAUCGACAUGAAUGACAACAGGCCAGAAUUCAUAAACCAAAUCUAUAAUGGAUCUGUUGAUGAAGGAUCUAAACCAGGAACCUAUGUGAUGACAGUGACGGCCAACGAUGCUGAUGACAGCACCACAGCAAAUGGGAUGGUGAGGUACCGCAUUGUGACUCAAACUCCACAAAGUCCAUCCCAAAAUAUGUUUACCAUUAACAGCGAGACUGGAGAUAUAGUGACAGUUGCCGCAGGACUCGAUCGUGAGAAAGUUCAGCAAUACACAGUGAUUGUUCAGGCCACCGAUAUGGAAGGAAACCUUAACUACGGUCUCUCGAACACAGCGACGGCAAUCAUUAUGGUGACAGAUGUGAACGACAACCCACCCGAAUUCACUAGCAGCACCUAUUCUGGUGAAGUUCCAGAAAACCGGAUAGAAGUUGUUGUCGCUAAUUUGACUGUGAUGGACCGAGAUCAACCCCAUUCGCCCAACUGGAAUGCUGUUUACCGAAUAAUCAGUGGAGACCCUUCCGGUCAUUUUACCAUUAGGACUGAUCCUGUUACCAAUGAAGGCUUGGUAACUGUUGUGAGGGAAGUUGAUUAUGAGAUGAACCGAGCUUUUAUGUUGACGGUGAUGGUGUCCAAUCAAGCUCCUCUUGCCAGCGGGAUCCAAAUGUCCUUCCAGUCUACAGCCGGAGUCACCAUUUCAGUCACUGAUGUCAAUGAGCCCCCCUACUUCCCAACAAACCACAAACUCAUCAGGCUGGAAGAGGGUGUGCCUACAGGGACGGCACUCAUGACUUUUUCAGCAGUGGAUCCUGACCGUUUCAUGCAACAGGCUAUCAGAUAUUCCAAGCUGUCGGAUCCUGCAAACUGGCUGAAUAUUAAUGCCACAAAUGGUCAGAUCAUCACUGCAGCUGUCCUUGAUCGCGAGUCAGCCUACGUUAAGAACAAUGUCUACGAAGCCACAUUCCUGGCAGCUGACAACGGUAUCCCUCCAGCCAGUGGCACGGGCACACUCCAGAUCUACCUAAUUGACAUCAACGAUAAUGCUCCUGAACUUCAGCCAAAGGAGGCCCAGAUAUGUGAGAAGCCAAAUCUGAAUGUCAUCAACAUCACAGCCGCCGAUGCUGACAUCGAUCCAAAUGUCGGCCCCUUCGUCUUUGAACUGCCAAGCGUACCAUCUGCCAUUAGGAAGAACUGGACCAUUACACGUCUAAAUGGUGAUUAUGGUCAACUUGGUUUGCGAAUAAUAUACUUGGAAGCCGGUGUGUAUGAUGUUCCAAUCAUUGUAACAGAUUCUGGAAACCCUCCUCUGUUUAACAUGUCCAUCAUUAAGGUCAAGGUGUGUCCAUGUGAUGAGAAUGGAGAUUGUACCACUAUAGGAGCUGUCGCUGCAGCUGGGCUGGGAACCGGAGCCAUUAUUGCCAUCUUGAUAUGCAUCAUCAUUUUACUAACCAUGGUUCUGCUUUUUGUGGUAUGGAUGAAACGGAGGGAGAAAGAACGUCACACUAAGCAGCUACUCAUUGAUCCCGAAGAUGAUGUCCGGGACAACAUUCUUAAAUAUGAUGAAGAAGGUGGUGGAGAAGAAGAUCAGGAUUAUGAUUUAAGCCAACUUCAGCAGCCAGAGAAUAUGGAUCAUGUUUUAAACAAGCCAAAUGGAGUCAGGAGAGUGGAUGAAAGACCUGUCGGUGCUGAGCCACAAUAUCCUAUACGGCCUGUCAUCCCCCACCCUGGAGACAUCGGGGACUUUAUUAAUGAGGGCCUCAGAGCAGCUGACAAUGACCCAACAGCCCCUCCCUACGACUCCCUUCUCGUCUUUGACUAUGAAGGAAGUGGUUCAACAGCAGGAUCGGUAAGCUCACUUAACUCCUCAAGCUCUGGAGACCAAGAUUACGACUACCUUAAUGACUGGGGACCGAGGUUCAAGAAACUGGCGGACAUGUAUGGGGGUGGCGAGGAUGAUUAAAAUGACCUCACUUUUCUUGUUUUGCAAAAAGAGGAAAGAUAUAGCAUUUAGAAGAAGAAGAUGGAGAGAAAGAGAGCAACCCAAGGUGGAUGAAAGAAAAAGAAGAAAGGAGUAAAACAAAAACAAAUUAAACAAAAAAAAAUACAAAAAAAAGAGAGAGCAAAAGCAGAAGAGGAAUCAAGAUCUGUUCAAAGAGGCAGCUUUUUUAAUUAAUACCUUCAGCCAACUGUAUUCUUUUUAGUGGUGACUUAGAACGUUUCUUUUGCUGUUGUUUCUUUCUUUCUUUCCCCCUUUCUUUCUUCUUUUUCUUCUUUUUUUUUUAAGAACAUUGAGCUGUCUAGCAUGAACACGUGUCUCUGCUGCCUUUUUUUAUUUUAAUUGUUUCCCCUCCCUCAUGUGUCAGCAGGGAUCUUGCUUGUUUUAACCACUUUAUGACUAAAGGGAGUGAAAGGCACUCUGUCUUAACUUGAAUUUCUUAGAACAGAAGCACUGUUUUUAAAAUAUAUAUAUAGAUAUAUAUAUUUGAAAGUGCCUUUUGGUACAUGUAUCAGAUUCCCUCAAUCUCAGGAGUGUUCAAAAAGAAACAAACAAUUUACGUUUCCACCGUGUCCUGGACACCACACUCUGUAACCCUAAACCAGUUCUAGCUUGGAAGGAAUUAAGGAAUUAACAAAACAAAACACCAGGAACAAUGGUAUGGUUUAUCUUUUGGGGCUUUAUUCUAAAAGAAAAAAGAAACCCAGCAGAAUUGUUUGUGGGUGGGGAAAUAACAAAAGAAACGUGAUGUUAGUAUACAAGAGAGGAAACCAAACUUAGAAAUCUUUUUGGCCUAAAAAAAAAAUGGUGAACUCAGUCAACCUGUUGUAUAUAUCAUUCAUUGUUUAUCUGAUGCAAAAUAUUGAAUUGGGUUUUCUCUUGUGACUUGGCCACAUGUGAUGUAGCUGCAUAGAAUUAUAGCAUUGGAAAGCCUUGGCGAAAUACAAGGUGACGCUCUUACCUAAACUUUACAGUAAAUGAUCCGAAGACCAAAGUGUAACUUUUGUCUUUCUUUUCAAUUUCCUUUUCAUCCUUUUUUCCAAAAACAAAAAAAGACUUUUUUUCUUCUGCUGAGUCCAUGGUGGAGUUAUGUAUUGCUAAUCGAUGUUUGUUGCAAUGAGUAGGAUGUGGGAAUCUGGUGGAAUUCUUUGAUGUAUAGAACUGUAAGCAUCUGGAGAAGUGAUUUCAGAUUAACCAGCUUGGUCACCGGAGAUUAAAAUGUGGGAAGGCAGCACAAUUUAUUUUGGCCACAUAAGACUCUGAAUAUUAUAGUGUGGGUCCUAGUUGGUGUUUUCUCUCCUAGGUUGUGUUAACACAGAGCAUCAGUUUUGUAGACUUGUUUUCUUUUUGGCCACAAAAAUCACCUUCCUAUUGCAUCACAGAAAAUGAGCAUGGCAAAGCACAAACAAACAAACAAACAAAUCUAACUCCCUUAUUAUAUUAAUAGAUGGUUGAAGGCCAGAGAAUUUGGCCAAAUAUUUGAGCUGCCUUAUUUUGAAGAAUUAUAAAAUGAAUUGAAAAAAAAAUAAAACAAUGCCAAGGCCUAGCUUGUGGGACCAAUAGUCCUUAAAAUACUUUGAAUGCCAUUGCAUCAAUAGAAAAAAAAAACCUUAACAAAGAACAUUAUUUUACUGGUGUUAUAAUAUUUAUUCUUGGAAGGAUUUUUUUCUUCUUCUUUUGAUUUUUUUUAAAAAAUAAAUCAGACUAGAUAGGCCUCUAGCCUGAAUCAAUAUGUGAAUUUCCAUACUAUUAAACAGCAGACAACAGUUAUAGAAGUAAAUUUGUCUAUGAUCCUCUGAUAUUAGGGAAGAAAAACAAACGAUUUCAACUGAAAAGCACAUGCAAAUCAAUAGCAUAUAAAGACUAAUCAAAUAGCUAGGUUUAUCUGACCAUUUCUUAAUGGGUUACUUCCUUGUAAAACAACAACAAAAUUAUUGUUUGAUACUUGAUUUUCAAAUUGUCCAUAUUUCCCAAAGUGUAAUUCAAGUCAGGAUUCACUUUAGAAAUUUUACAUGUGUUUGACUUAAGCCGUGAAUAUCAUAAUAUUCUGCAAGAAUCUUCACUUUUUGAAUUGCCCACUGCUACUUAUAAAAUCAUGACCAUUUCAAACAAUCUGUUACCCUGCUUGGAAAGUCAGCUCAAUCCCAGUUCAAUAUUAAUUAUUUUUUGCAUACGUAAUAAAAUUAGGUCCAGUAAACUUUUCUCAUGCCAUGAAUGUUGUUCCUGAAUGCAACACAGCUAAAGUAAUGUUUCCAGACUGUGGCAAACAUCAGAUCUAAUCAGAUCCGAACAGAUGAUUUCUGAUAUAAAAGCAACAGGCAAAAUCACUUUGUAAAAACCAUUGCAUCAAAAAUUAAUCCGCAAAGUAGACCUAAGACAAACCCACAGCCAGGAAAGGAGCUAGAAAAUAAAUAAAAGCAUGAGAGAAGUGACUGUAAUUCAGAAAAAGAUGGUCUCUUUGAUCCUCAGAAAUGUUUGAUAUGGGAUAUACAACCUCAGGUAGAUUUUUGAGGUCUCGGUUAGUGAUCGUUCACCUAUUUUGCAUAUAGUUAAUUGUUGGGGCAGGCUUUGGCUUUGUCGGGUAAAGGUUUCCUAAGGAAAAUGUUGGGAAAGUUUUUUGUACAAGAAUUUGCAAUUGUACCUUCAGUCACAACAGUCUCACACCACCUUGAUGGAUGCAAAUGGAGAAAAGAUUCUUCCCUCCCCCCCCCCCCUCCAGCCAAGAAUUAGUCUUCUUUAGAAGUACCGAGUUCAUAUUUUAAGAACCGUCAGCUUGGAUAAUUCCCCCACACUGAGUUUCUUCGGUAGAAAGAAAUGCUCCAUAUUUGGAAAAGCGGUUUUAUUUUCUGGGGGCUGGGGGAAUGAGAGCCAGAAGCGUGUUUGCCAUAAAUUCCCUUUGCCCACAAAUGACUACGUUAAACAGCAUUUCAUGUAGAACCCCGAAUAGAGAUGAAACCUUGAGAAGUCAUUUAUCUCUAUUUUUUAGAACACGUGCAAUUUUCCUCUCUAUGUAAACAUGUAGGCACAACAUCUUUAUUUUAAAAAAUAAUAAUAACUGGUUUCUUUUUUAAAAAAAAAUGUCUAGAGAUUCAUGAACUAUCCCAUGGGUAUAUCUUGAAUAUUAUGAGCCAAACCUACCAAUUAAUGAUGGCACUUCCUGAUGAGUGGUAUUUCUAUCUGUGAUCAAAGGCUAUUAUGGGAUAAGAAAAGGCAGGUAUGUCAAUGGGGACCUUGUGAUUAAUGUGCUUAAAUGUUGACAAUUAAGCCAGACUUAUUUGCUGCAUUCUGAUAGAACCUCACUGUUAUCAAGGGUAUCAUGCUACCCAGUGUGUACGUAGGGUCUGUAUUUACAAAAAAAAAAAAAAAAAAAUUACAAUUCCGCAGUUUUUCCUCUCUCUCAAAACUGUUUUUUUCCUCCCUUUAAUGAUUUGGACUUAACGUGGUUUAUGUCUAAUGUUUGUACAAUUAUUUAGAUUGCAUGGAUGUGUAAUGUAAAAACCACAUUUAAUGGAGAUUGAGCCACUUAAUUGUGCUAUCAAAUCUUGGAUUACUUAUGAUAAUGGACAAAAAGGUCUGCAGCAGAUUGAAGAGGAAGCCAUGAAGGAUGGAUUAGAUAUUAUUUGCUUCAAAUCCAAGAGGGAGCACAAUUUUGGAGAAAUUGUUUUGAUGAUCCGUGGGGGAAAAGGGCUGACCUUCUUCCCCCGACACACACUUUUUUGUCAAUAUUAAAAAAAAAAAAAGAUUCUCGUUUGGCACUGAGGGGGGAAGGAAUGAGUGCAAAUAAAUAUUUCAAAAGGUUGUUAAGAGAUCGUACUAGAAUGCAAGCUCCUUUGUCUAGAGACUUUGAAAAUGCUCCUUGUGCAUUUUAUAUUUCAUUGUAUCAUAUUUUCUAUAAAAUGCAAUUUCUGUAAA